GCCGCGGGCAGGGGGGCGGGGCGGCAGAGCUCAGCGGCUGGGCCUGGAGGACAGCGGCUGCGAAGGCAGCGAGCGUCGGUGCGCGCAGCGGCGAGCGGCCUUGCGGGACCCGGGCGACAGGGAGCGCAGAGGUUGCCUCUUCACCACACUGAAAACAUUAGGAAAAAUUCUUGUGGUAAACAGCAGAGGCUUCAGAGUGUAACCUGUAUUCAGGCCCAAAAAUUAUUUUAAAAUGGCAACUGAUACGUCUCAAGGUGAACUCAUCCAUCCUAAGGCAUUCCCUCUUACAGUAGGACCUCAGCUGAUCCACACGGACAAGUUAGGUGAGAAGGUAGAGGAUAGCACCAUGCCGAUUCGUCGAUCUAUGAAUUCUACCCGGGAAACGCCUCCCAAAAGCAAACUUGCUGAAGGGAAGGAAGAAAAACCAGAGCCAGAUGUAAGUUCAGAGGAAUCUGUCUCCACUGUAGAAGAACAAGAGAAUGAAACUCCACCUGCUACAUCAAGUGAGACAGAGCAGCCGAAGGGAGAACCUGAAAAUGAAGAGAAGGAAGAAAACAAAUCUUCUGAAGAUACCAAAAAGGAUGAGAAGGAUCAAGUUAAAGAGAAAGAGAAGAAAGUGAAAAAAACAAUACCUUCCUGGGCUACUCUUUCUGCCAGCCAACUUGCCAGGGCCCAGAAGCAAACCACGAUGGCUUCCUCUCCACGUCCCAAGAUGGAUGCAAUCCUGACUGAGGCCAUUAAGGCAUGCUUCCAGAAGAGUGGUGCCUCAGUGGUUGCUAUUCGGAAAUAUAUUAUCCACAAGUACCCUUCUCUGGAACUGGAGAGAAGGGGCUACCUCCUUAAACAGGCACUGAAAAGAGAAUUAAAUAGAGGUGUCAUCAAACAGGUAAAAGGGAAAGGUGCUUCUGGGAGUUUUGUUGUAGUUCAAAAAUCAAGAAAAACAUCGCAGAAGUCCAGAAAGAACAGGAGCUCUGCAGUGCAGCCAGAACCACAAGUAAAAUUGGAGGAUAUCCUUCCACUGGCCUUUACUCGCCUUUGUGAACCUAAAGAAGCUUCCUACAGUCUCAUCAGAAAAUAUGUAUCUCAGUAUUAUCCUAAACUUAGAGUGGACAUCAGGCCUCAGCUGUUGAAGAAUGCUCUGCAGAGAGCAGUAGAGAGAGGCCAGUUAGAACAAAUAACUGGCAAAGGUGCUUCUGGGACAUUCCAGCUGAAGAAGACAGGGGAGAAACCCCUGCUUGGUGGAAGCCUGAUGGAAUAUGCAAUCUUAUCUGCCAUUGCUGCCAUGAAUGAGCCGAAGACCUGCUCUACCACUGCUCUGAAGAAGUAUGUCCUGGAGAACCACCCAGGGACCAAUUCUAACUAUCAAAUGCAUUUGCUGAAGAAAACCCUGCAGAAAUGUGAAAAGAAUGGUUGGAUGGAACAGAUCUCUGGUAAAGGGUUCAGUGGUACCUUCCAGCUUUGUUUUCCCUAUUAUCCCAGCCCAGGAGUUCUAUUUCCAAAAAAAGAGCUAGAUGAUUCUGAAGAUGAAGAUGAAGACGAAGAUGAUGAUGAAGAUGAAGACUCAUCAGAAGAGGAGUCUGAAGAUGAAGAACCACCACCUAAGAGAAGGUUGCAGAAGAAAACCCCAGCCAAGGCAUCUGGGAGAGCUGCAGCAGUGAAGCAGAGAGGGUCCAAGCCUGCACCUAAAGUCCCAGCUGCCCAGCGAGGGAAAGCUAGGCCUCUCCCGAAGAAAGCCCCUCCUAAGGCCAAAACUCCCGCCAAAAAAGCCAGACCCUCACCCUCUGUCAUCAAGAAACCUAGUGGUGGCUCUUCAAAGAAGCCUGGUAGUGUGAGAAAGGUAGUGGAAUCCACCAUGAAAAAAUCCUUCAGAGCAAAAAAGUAAAUUUUAUAGGAGAAAAGGGUAUCAUGAGAAAAUUGAAAAUUUUAUUUUCUGAGGUCAGCGUGCAUUUGUUGUAGUUUUGAUGCUCUUAAAGUUACUUUUUUGUUUUUUUCCUCACCUGUGAACAUCGUGGGGAAGGAAUAUAAAUAAACCAUUUUAGGCAUUUUUUAGCUUUAGGUGCUAUUCUUGGUACCUGCUUUUUUUCCUUGUUCAUUUAAGUUACUGCGAUAAUUUGGGUCUUUCCUGAACUGUAUAAUCUAUAAUUGCCUUUUUUUCUCCCUCCACCAAUCCCUUUAGCCCUCCCCCCACCCCCGACUUUGAGUUGUAUCUAAACGGUUGCAAAGGUUUUUAUAUUUGUAGAAAGCAUCAAGACUUAAGAUGCUGGUCAGGUCAGAUGCUAUAAGUAGAAAGGGGUUAAGAUAGAACUGACUAAAUUGUAAUGCCUCCUGCUUGGAGGCUUGAAUUUUAGCUAUGACGGUUCAUCUUAUUUAUAAAACCACUCUACUAAUCCUUUCUCUCCAGCUGUGAACACAGAGACAUCGUAGCUUUGGGAGUAAGAACAACAACAACAACAAAAAACAUCACAUUAGAUUCUAAAGUUGCACCACUCUUUUAGGCUACUUUCCACAUUGCUCGGUUUCCAGGCAUUUUUCACUGGCCCAGGGCAUUGCAUUCCCUCUACAGCAAGCACAAGUUCUCUUCAUCACUUGGUUUUUUGACUGAAGGGGGAAAAAUAAGAAUAUAUUGAAUUUGUGGUUUCUGGUGUCACCUAUGUUACCAAGAAUCAAAACCAUAUAAAAUUGUCUCGAUAAAAAUGUUUAAAUAUAUUUUUUAAUAUUUGGAGCAUGAGUUGUUUCUUCCUAUUUACCUUUUUUAUAAGGAAAAGUUGGAGAGUCAACAUCAUUGUUUAUGUAGAAAUGUUAAGUGGAAAAAUAUGCAAUUUGUUAAAAUAAAUGAUUCCAGAUUCAUCUGGGUUUUUCCCUCCUUUCUUUCCAUAGCACUUUUGAUAUCAAGCAAGUGGCUUCCUUUUUUCGAGAUAUUAAAAAAAGAAAAGCAGUUGAAGCCCAACUACCUAACCCUUUCAUAUUUGUAUUUGUUUUAGUAUUGUGAAGUUGUGUUAAAUAGUAUUAGCUUUCUACUUGAGAAAUACUGAUUUGCGGUUAUCAUUUAUCCUCCCUGUGGCACUUGACAUUUUAAUUGUCUUAAAAUUUUCGGUGUACUUCUGGCCUCUUCAGUGCUGCCAGAGUAAAAGAUGUUUGUUUCAUUCAUUCCACUUGCAUUGUCUCCUGGGAUCCCGACUGCAGCCUCAAAGUGUUGCUGGAAAAUGGACUUAAGAAGAUUCGCUUAAACUAGAUCCAUAAUCAUGUGUGAUCCCAUCAUGACUUCAUUGGAAUUUGUGUUGCAUGUAAGGCAAUCUUUCCUGUUGUAAAUCUUCCUUUUUUUAUGUACAUAUAUUUUGAAAAAUACAAAUAAACAUGAAAUUUUAAAAGCUG
Molecule: messenger RNA, 3372 nt
Organism: Sorex fumeus (smoky shrew)
Lineage: Eukaryota; Metazoa; Chordata; Mammalia; Eulipotyphla; Soricidae
Gene: HP1BP3
Product: heterochromatin protein 1 binding protein 3
Exons: 13
Coding region: 233-1882 (549 amino acids)
Biological process (GO): heterochromatin organization; nucleosome assembly
Cellular component (GO): nucleus; nucleosome; chromosome
Molecular function (GO): DNA binding; structural constituent of chromatin; nucleosome binding
Source: RefSeq, a predicted model, not a curated record